AUGAGGGAAAUCGUCCACAUCCAGGCGGGUCAAUGCGGGAAUCAGAUCGGAGCAAAGUUCUGGGAAGUAAUCUCGGACGAGCACGGCAUUGACGCCACGGGUGCUUACAGCGGCGACUCCGACCUGCAGCUUGAACGCAUCAAUGUCUACUACAACGAAGCUUCAGGGGGCAAGUAUGUCCCGCGAGCUGUGAUGGUGGACCUUGAACCUGGGACCAUGGACUCCGUCCGUUCCGGGCCGUUUGGGCAAAUCUUCCGACCGGACAACUUCGUCUUCGGACAGUCUGGGGCGGGGAAUAACUGGGCGAAAGGACAUUACACAGAGGGGGCUGAGCUGGUUGAUUCGGUGCUGGAUGUAGUUAGAAAAGAAGCAGAAGGCUGUGAUUGUCUGCAGGGUUUUCAGCUAACUCAUUCUCUGGGAGGAGGUACUGGAUCUGGUAUGGGGACUCUUUUGAUUUCCAAAAUCCGUGAAGAGUAUCCAGAUCGUAUUAUGAACACGUUUUCCGUGGUACCAAGUCCAAAGGUUUCCGAUACUGUAGUAGAACCAUAUAACGCAACACUAUCAGUCCACCAAUUGGUAGAAAACACUGAUGAGACGUAUUGUAUAGACAAUGAGGCGCUUUACGAUAUCUGCUUCAGAACUUUGAAGCUGACGACCCCAACGUACGGGGACUUGAACCAUUUGGUUUCAGCGACAAUGUCUGGUGUGACCACGUGUUUGCGAUUCCCGGGACAACUGAACGCCGAUUUGCGGAAACUAGCGGUUAACAUGGUUCCGUUUCCGAGGUUACACUUCUUUAUGCCGGGCUUUGCACCGUUGACCUCCCGUGGGAGCCAACAGUAUCGAGCUCUAUCUGUGCCGGAGCUGACGCAGCAAAUGUUUGAUGCCAAGAACAUGAUGGCUGCCUGUGACCCUCGCCAUGGUAGAUAUCUGACCGUCGCUGCCGUUUUCCGCGGACGGAUGUCUAUGAAGGAAGUGGACGAACAGAUGCUCAACAUACAGAACAAAAAUAGCAGCUACUUCGUGGAAUGGAUUCCCAAUAACGUCAAGACGGCCGUGUGCGACAUUCCACCUCGUGGACUCAAAAUGUCUGCCACCUUCAUCGGAAACACCACAGCUAUCCAAGAGCUGUUUAAAAGAAUUUCUGAACAAUUUACAGCCAUGUUCAGACGAAAAGCUUUCUUGCACUGGUACACGGGGGAGGGUAUGGAUGAAAUGGAGUUCACGGAGGCUGAAUCGAACAUGAACGAUUUGGUUUCAGAGUACCAGCAGUAUCAAGACGCCACGGCUGAUGAUGAAGGGGAAUUUGAUGAAGAGGUAGAGGAAGAGUGA
Molecule: messenger RNA, 1332 nt
Organism: Bombyx mandarina (wild silkworm)
Lineage: Eukaryota; Metazoa; Arthropoda; Insecta; Lepidoptera; Bombycidae
Gene: Tub4
Product: beta-tubulin
Biological process (GO): microtubule-based process
Cellular component (GO): microtubule
Molecular function (GO): GTP binding; GTPase activity; structural constituent of cytoskeleton
Source: RefSeq, a predicted model, not a curated record